Messenger RNA from Saccostrea echinata, 2455 nucleotides. RefSeq lists its product as uncharacterized. The transcript has 8 exons. The record is from RefSeq and is a predicted model, not a curated record. The coding region runs from base 75 to 1133 and encodes 352 amino acids. NCBI's taxonomy places the organism in Eukaryota, Metazoa, Mollusca, Bivalvia, Ostreida, Ostreidae.
AUAAAGGUGUUUAGACAUGGCGGACGAGAUUAUUUUUAUCAUGUUAUGAGUUUUGUUUACUGCCAUAAUUUAAGAUGGAUGACAAUGAAAAAUACAAAUUGCAACUGGAUGACCAGAAAAGGAAUAUCUUUGUCACCCAGCUGAAUGACAGAGAUGAUGAAGACCAUGAUGUAUCAGCAUUUCCAGUUGUCAAGGAGACUGGUGGACAGCUCCUGGAGACAGGCAUCAAUACCUUCCAGAAAACACUCCUCCUCAAAAAGGAAGUGGAAGUAGCUAAGGUGGACGAAGAACUGGAAAAAUGUCGACGCAGAUUCCGACAGAAGAUGGAGGAGCUGCAACAGCGGAAGCUCAAUGUCCAGAAAAAAAGACAGAUGAUGAACAAUAAAGUGGCAAAAUUUGAUAAGUUUAUCAAAGACAAUGAUGCCAAAAGGCGGAGGGCUAUCCAAAAAUAUCAGACAGAAGUGCUUCUUAAGGAGCAGAAACAGAAAGAAUAUGAAGAGUUGUGUGAACAACUGGCCGAGCUGAAAAGGAGAAAAAGUUAUCUGGAGAAGAAAGUCAAUCAGUACAAAAGAUUUGAGGAGUACCUUCUAAAGGUCAUAGAUAUUAUGCCUGAAGAUUACAUUCAAGAUGAUGACAAGAUAAAGGGACUGAUGAUGAGACACAAGACUCUCAGUGAAUCAAACAAAGAUCUUGUAAACAACCUGGUUCACAUGGGGGAUGAAAUUGAAAAUCUGAAGAAAGAGCUGGAUACUAUGAAGACAGAACAUGACAAAAGAAAAGUAUCCAUAAACAGUCAGCUUGCCAAACUCCAGAACCUGCAGGAUAGAGUUCAAGAUUCUAACAAACAGCAUGAACAGCAGUUUGCAUCAAGUAAAGGGGACAUGAGGAAGCGACGGACUGAGCUAGGAGUGAUAUUAAUGGCAAUUGAUAACAUUGCAGAGAAGUGUCUAAAACGUCUAGAUCAUUCACUAGAAGAAAUGACUUUAGAGGAAAAAUUGCAUAAAAUUGGGGCUUACCUUCAGGAACGUGAAGAUGUAGCCAAGAUGGCAGCUCCCUUUGGUGAGACGAGUGCAAGAGGCAGUGCGGAUGUUCACAAGUCAAAAGUCAAAAAGAAAGUCAUGCUUACUGGAUAGAAAAUCAACAAAGAAAAGAUAUUUUGUUUAACAUGUGUCCUGAUUUCUUUGCACUUUAAGUUAAAAAAUUGAACAGUGGAAUUCAAAAUUGAUAGAAAUGAAUUAGGUUAUAGCAUUUUUAUGAUCAUUUACACAGUCAUAGCACCAUGCAGUGGAACUACUAUAGGUAAAAUCUCUAUAUUACCCUUUGCAGGUAUUUUGAUUUUAGGAUACUUUUGUUUAUAAAAAUACAUAUAUUUGUCUGAUUUUUUAUGUGAUGUUUUGCAGUAAUAUUUAAGUGCUAUAUACACAUACAUCAGUAAGUUGUUUGAAAGGAAGUAUAUGACUCCCAAUUUUCUUGUCUUUCCCCUUCAAAUCACAUUUCAUCACCACAGUAGGUAUCAUCACUGUAAAAUGCACAUCAUUUUAAGUUUAUUUUUGAGAACAUUUAUUUAAUGAUAUUCCAGUUUUCCUGGUGAUAAUGUGAUACGCAAAAUGAAGCAAGUUAAGCCCCUUGUCAUGAUUUCUUCCGUGCACGGGCCAGUAUAUGUACAUUAUCCCUCGGCCUUUUUUGAGUCAUGUUUACAAAAGAAAACAUUACCAUCAAAAUAAAAUUUGCACCUCUACCUUGCCAUUUAUAUUGUUUCGUCUGUGAUGUAUAAUUUGUUGCCAAACAAUACCGUGUCCAAUAAUUGUAAAUAAUACAUGUAGCUUUGUGUGGUCAAAUUUCAUUUUCCUAUGUGCAGGUGUCUUUUUUUGAAGUUAAAUAUAAUAAUUUCUGUAUGUUUUGAUAUUUUGGAGUAUUCAAAAUUCAGUGAAUGGUUUUAGGUCAUGGACUAACUGGUACAGUCAUGAAUUAUUGCAGUCCUGUUUAUAUAAUUGAUAUUUAUUUUUACAUCACUAUUGAAGCCAUUGUUUAUUUGUGGGGGGAUGCAAAGGGUAUUAGAAAAAUAUCAAAGCUCAGCGUAAUUUUUACAAGAGUGAUUUAUGUUAAACUGGCCAAUACACGUGUGCUAGCUGAACCAGUACUUGUAUAUGACUGGUUCAUGACACUAGUUAAUUUUGGAAAUGUGUGUGCUUAUAUGAAUUUUAUAUGCCUGGAAAAGUCAAAUGAAAAACAGGCUUUUUUACAAGUUACAUGUAUUAGGAAUUUUACUUUGAUAUAUAUGAACUUUUUUAUAGUGCUGGCAUUUACAUCUUUUUGUAUGACUGAAAUGUAUGACAGGUUUCAUAAUUUGAUAUUAUAUACAUGUUCAUGACAAAUUGGAAUGUAUGAUUCAUGCAUAUUUUACUAAAUUUAACUUCACAUGUCAAGUAAAACCCUGAAUAAAGAAUCAAAUCAA